AAUACAGUUUCUGAUGUAAGCACGCCUAACGUCAUGGCAUUAACUACAUCUUGGCUAACAACGAACUCAGUUGCCAGUAUGACAACAAUAAAAGAUUUUAUCUAUAAAGUCGGGAAUAGUUACAUUAAUAAUAAUAACGUUGGUGUUACAGAUCCAGAUCAAAAGCUAAUAUCUUUGGGUGAAUUGAAAAAAAUAUUAGAAGAAUAUGACAGAGAGGUUAAAAGAAAUGGUGAGGACAGGCAUCCGUCGCUUAAGAAAGACCUUUGUUUAGCAUUAGGAAUGAAAUAUGGUCUCAAAUGCGACGACAGUGCCACAGAGAAUACAAGUGACUUACGAUCGGUAACUUCAUCAAAAAGUGGUAACUUUCAUAAGAUUUUGCAAAUUUUAAAUGAGGGAGAAGUGGUGGAACGCAAUACCUUUAGUGGAAACAGUGAUAAAGUUUUCAAUAGACAGAAACUAGAAAGUUUACUUCAAAAGUACAUGAAACCAAUUAAAAAAUUAUCAGAACAGUUUCCGAAUCGCGAGAUCGAACUGCAAUUUGAAAUAGAUGGGAACAAAGGUCAUAUUGUAGCUUCACCUAAAGCAAAAUAUGUUCGGGUACCAGCUGCUUUAAUUCCGCAGUUAAAUCCAGUUUCGGAUGUAAGCACGCCUAACGUCAUGGCAUUAACUCCAUCUUGGCUAACAACGAACUCAGUUGCCAGUAUGACAACAAUAAAAGAUUUUAUCUAUAAAGUCGGGAAUAGUUACAUUAAUAAUAAUAACGUCGGUGAUCCAGAUCAAAAGCUAAUAUCUUUGGGUGAAUUGAAAAAAAUAUUAGAAGAAUAUGACAGAGAGGUUAAAAGAAAUGGUGAGGACAGGCAUCCGUCGCUUAAGAAAGACCUUUGUUUAGCGUUAGGAAUGAAAUAUGGUCUCAAAUGCGACGACAGCGCCACAGAGAAUACAAGUGACUUACGAUCGGUAACUUCAUCAAAAAGUGGUAACUUUCAUAAGAUUUUGCAAAUUUUAAAUGAGGGAGAAGUGGUGGAACGCAAUACUUUUAGUGGAAACAGUAAAGAAAAUUUAUAUUGGUUUAAAAUAAAAUUCCCAAAAUAA
Messenger RNA from Papilio xuthus (Asian swallowtail), 1092 nucleotides. RefSeq lists its product as uncharacterized. Lineage: Eukaryota; Metazoa; Arthropoda; Insecta; Lepidoptera; Papilionidae. The record is from RefSeq and is a predicted model, not a curated record. The coding region runs from base 34 to 1092 and encodes 352 amino acids. The transcript is spliced from 18 exons.